AUGGCUUUUAACGACGGACUUACUUCCGAUCAACGGCGGGCUCAACUUCUCGCGAGAUAUUCACCGCUUCCUCUUCGCUCGGAACCUACUUCCAAGAUGGUGAGUGUAAUUUUUAUCAACACGGAUAAGUCUAAAAUCCGUCGUCAUCUAACGUUUAAUUCACACUUUGAUGACAUUAAAAGAGCCCCUGGUGUUCAUCGAUACUUUAGCGAGCGGGAUGAUGAUGAAUUAUUGGCACAUUAAGCGCAGAAAUACACGAAUUAUUGUAGUUAUGUGUCAACGUUUGGUAGGGGUGUACCGACUGACUGAAGCUAACUAGCGCCGAUGAAUAGACUUCAUUUUUCUUUCUCUCUGUUGUUCAUUAGUUUAUAUAUUUAUCUAUAAGGCUUAGAGUGAGGCUGAGCUUUAACUUAACAAAGGAUUUAAUUUUUUGGUUUGUGUUUAGCAGCUACCUGACACUAAAGGCAGCUGCUCUCUGUUAGCUGUGCUAUCUUUACAGCAUGGUGGAGACAGCAAACCGGCAACUGAGUGAAUGUAGAUCUGCUGUAAAUAUCUAGAGUUUGGGUAAACUAAAGUUGACUCAACUCUGCAUGUUCGAGUCUCUGUUUCGGUUUUUAUUCUGUGUAGAGUUGAUGUUGAAGCAGCAGCAGCAUCUCUUGGAAGUUGGAGCCAAAAGUGUUGGCAGAUACACGAACAGGAUAUUUUAGAGUUUGGGACUCCUCAAUCUGGGCUCAAUCUUCCUGCUAAUCUAGAGCACAAAUGCUUAUUUUACAGAUUGUGUGAAGCAUCAACUGCAGGCAGCAUUUCAGGGUCUGGAUUAGAAGGAGAUGGACAUUCAGGAGAGAGUUUAAGGACAAAGAUAAUUAGUUAAUGUCACCUCUGUAAAGUAGAGAACUAGAUCUGGUGUAAUUCUCGAGGAGGAGCUCAAAACAAGCUCAUGUUAGCAUCGAUUCCUAAUAUUAGUGUUUACUUGUAUUGCUGUGUGUUGAUAAUACAUGGCACAGUUCCAGGUGAUCUUGUGUUAUUGUAACAGAUGAUGUUUGGUGAUGUGCUCUGAUCACCCUGCCUCCCUGAUGAUGUGUUUGUUUGUUCUGUGUUUCAGUCUCUGGUCAUUCCUGAGAAGUUCCAGCACAUUCUUCGUGUUCUCAACACGAACAUCGAUGGUAGGAGGAAGAUCGCCUUCGCCAUCACUGCCAUUAAGGUAAAGACCUUGGAGGAAAUGGACGUAGAUGUUGCGUCAGAGCACCGUCCAUUUUUAGUGUCUGUAAAUCUUUAGUGAACACGACAACGCUGAUAUGACUCUCAUGUCCCUUCAGGGUGUUGGCAGACGUUACUCUCAUGUUGUCCUGAGGAAGGCCGACAUUGACCUCAACAAGAGGGCAGGAGAGCUGACUGAAGAGGAGGUGAGAAAGAGCUGCUGCAUACCUGCCAACACUCCCGUUUUUCCCGGGACUCUCCCGUAUUUCAGACCUAUCUCCCGCCCACCUCCCGUAUUGUCAUUUCUCCUAGAAUCUCCCGUAGUUUGAUAGUCCACAGACUAAAUAAGUUCAAGGCAUAUCGUAGCUAUUAUUUUUUACUAUUUGUUACUGUUAAAACAAAACAAAAGUGUGCAGCUUCACUUAGACUUAUUUGGAUGAGCAAUUUAAUUACAAAUACUCUCAUAAUUCACUCAUAUCCACCAUACAAGGUAACCCCAAAACAGCCCAGAGUGCGCCGCAAAAAUCUCCUGGAUUUUAUAACCUAAAUGUCGGCAGGUAUGAGCCGCUGUACAGUGAUGAGCUUUGCGGCGUUCUCCUGUCCUGAUGUACUGCAGCCCCAGCAGACAUAACUUUAAAGAUGUCUUUGUGUUUUUUUUUAUAAUUGCAGUAAUUUUCACUUAACAGUUUAAUUAGCAGAUUGCGUAACUGAGCUCAUCAGUGUGGAAAACUUGAGCUCUCAUCAUUUUUCUUUUAGUACAAAAAGCAUAUCGAUAGACUUGUUAUAGACUUGUGUUUGUAAAUAAUGAUCUGUAUUUGUCUGUCAGGUGGAGCGCGUGAUAACCAUCAUGCAGAAUCCUCGUCAGUACAAAAUCCCCGACUGGUUCCUCAACAGGCAGAAAGACGUCAAGGACGGCAAAUACAGCCAGGUAAGGAACCAGAGAGCUCACCUGAACUCUGACAGGGAUGAAAAAUGUCUGCCUGGAGUUUUCAACACCCCCCACGUGUGGCUUCUCCUCUAAACUUGCAUGCCUCCCCAGACAGAAGCACUUCAAUCGCCCUCUCUGCAGACAAUGAGUCAAACUCUAAAUGAAGCGCCCUGAUUGGUGAAAUCGAUCCGUGGGUUCACUAAAACUUUGAAAACUGGGAUCGGCCCGUUUGUUGAUUCACAUAAAUACAAUGAGAGCAUAACUUUGGCCAAUUAUCCACCUGUUCUCAAACCACAGAAAUGGUCCAGAGGAGACACGUGUUUCUCUCCUCAUCAGAGUAAAGGUUUCCUCCCUGCCUGAUUGCCUGCAGGGCGUUCCCUCUGCAUUCACAGAUUUAACAUUCUUACUCGAUGACGGCGGCGUUGGCGGUGGACCGCAUUGUGUAACGUGUUGUUCUGUCAAACACCAUGAAUUCUGUUCCUGUUGAUUUUUCACUGAAGCGGUGCGUCUGUCACUGCAGGAAUGAGGCUCAAAGUCAGAAUGAUCGACAGCUUAUUAAACACUGAACAGAGAAAUUAACCGAUCGUAUCUAGACCUGCUGUGAUCUGGGUCAGACAAAGUCACAUUCAGUGAGACUCUUGUCUUUGUGGUUCCUUCAGAGUUUUCUCAGUUUAGAUCCUGAAAACAGGAGUGGACAGGUUCCUCAGUCAGAGCUGCGGUCUCAGUUCUGCACAGUCUCAACCGAGUGUCUUUGCCAUUUCAGGUCCUCGCUAACGGUCUGGACAACAAGUUGAGAGAAGAUCUGGAGAGGCUGAAGAAGAUCAGGGCUCACCGGGGUCUCAGGCACUUCUGGGGGUAAGAGAUCCAGAUCCACAUUGAUCCUGGUUUGAAGUCUUUGCGUCGAUUCUUCUGACCCGUCACGCUGUGAUCCAAAGGGACUGAAAAUUUGUAUUCAUGUAGUUUGACCACAAACAGAGUUCAGCUUCAGCUUCAGCGUCUGCGACUUCUCCAUCGGAGGAGAGCAGCUCCUGGUUGAUCUCAGAUUUAGCUGUAGACAAAUCCAAAGAUUCAGUCCCUCACAGCUGUUGAGUUUCGACGCAGAGAGAAAACCUUGAAUCCAAAUUUGAGUGGAUGUUGUUGGAUGUUUCUGUCCUGUUAUGAUGUUUGACAUCUCACACUUUCCUCUCUCUCCCCUCCAGUCUGCGUGUGCGCGGUCAGCACACCAAGACCACCGGCCGUCGUGGUCGCACCGUGGGUGUGUCCAAGAAGAAGUAAACUCCCCUGCUGCCCUUUGUUUCAAUAAAACGCCACAUAAGUCCACAUCUGUCUCUCUGGUGGUUUUGUUCUCGCUCAGCUUAAGCGUUUUGGGAUUCAGAGUCGGACACAGUGAUGCUCAGGCUGAGAAGAAGACUCACCUUUAGUUUGUCUCCCAGAUCAAAUUGAGUAGAAUGUGACCUGAAGGCUCAAACAUACAGGAUGUGUAUUUUAGAGCGUGGCAGCAUUGUCGCGGGGGGGGGGGGGGGGGGG
Messenger RNA from Xyrichtys novacula (pearly razorfish), 3652 nucleotides. NCBI's taxonomy places the organism in Eukaryota, Metazoa, Chordata, Actinopteri, Labriformes, Labridae. The record is from the annotation of a GenBank genome assembly.